AUGAGAAGCGCUGCACUUCGCCAUCUGGUCCUCCCUUUGGCACUGCUGGUCUUCACUGCUAAAACACACGCGGUGGGAAUCUGCGACUGGGACCAGCGGACAUUCACCAAGGAGAUGGGUCAAACCACUUUCCGCACUGUCGUCAGUUGGUAUUAUUCGGGUGGAUACAUUGGCCACAAUGAAUUUAUAUACAACAGAAAACGCCUAGGCUGCUUUAUUGGUACAAAACCAUUUUCAUGUUCGAAUGUUCAUGCUGGAAACGUAAUGCUAACGGAUAUAAUAGUUCCCUGGCUAAAAAACGUCGACAGCAUAUACAUUAAGAGCAGCUACCCCAUGACAAUUCAUAGGAUUGAAGACUACGUGCAGGACAAGACUGACAAAGAGGUUGAAACGGAAGGCAAGAACCUUAUUCAUACUCAAGUGGUGAAGGCUUCCAAAAUGGGUGUCGAAUUCUUCUACUGUUAUCUGGAUGCGGCCACUCCUCGUCUGGCAAUGACGUACAACGUAGAUUGGCGAAACUCUGUGGAAAAAACAACAGAAAGAAUAUUGUCCGAAGAAGUGAUUGAUAUGACAAAAGCAAACGACGAAACAAACGCUACUUCCCCUUCAGUCACACCCCUGCCAGAAUCUGAGGAAAUACCAACAGAAGGAAUGCCGACCGAGGGCGUGAUUAAUGUGACAAAAAUGUACGACGACACAAAUUCUACGUCCUCUUUGAUCGAAUCCCUACCAGACUCUAUGGAAAUACAAACAGACGCAGUACCGUAUGAAGAAGUGAAUGAUGUGACAAAGCCGAACGAAGACACGAAUGCUACUUCCUCUUUGGUCGAUUUUUUGCCAGAUACUGUGGAAAUACUAACAGAAGGUAUGCAGACCGAGGAAUUGAUUGACGUGACAAAACCGAACGACGACACAAAUUCUAUUUCUUCUUCGGUCUCACCCCUGCCAGACUCUGUAGAAAAAUCAACAGAAGGAAUGCCGACGGACGACGUGAUUGACGUGACAAAACCGAACGACGACACAAAGGCUUCUUACUCUUUGGUCGCACACCUGACAGAUUCUGCAGAAAUAUCCACAGAAGGAAUGCCGACCGAGGAAGUGAUUGACGGGACAAAAAAGAAUGACGACACAAAGGCUUCUUACUCUUUGGUCGCACCCCUGCCAGACUCCGUAGAAAUAUCCGCAGAAGGAAUGCCGACCGAGGAAGUGAUUUACGUGGCAAAACCGAACGAAGACACAAAUUCUACGUCCUCUUUGAUCGAUUCCCUGCUAGGCUCUGAGGUUUGGUCACUACGCGAAAUGUCUAAAUUUAAUAUGGGACUGUAUCUCGUUAACACUGGUGCAAAGGAUCUAAUGUCAAUGCACCUGGGAACUGGCAUGGUUGUGUUUGCAACCGUUGCAGCGCACUACUAA
Messenger RNA from Dibothriocephalus latus, 1413 nucleotides. The record is from the annotation of a GenBank genome assembly. Lineage: Eukaryota; Metazoa; Platyhelminthes; Cestoda; Diphyllobothriidea; Diphyllobothriidae.